Molecule: messenger RNA, 1069 nt
Organism: Malania oleifera
Lineage: Eukaryota; Viridiplantae; Streptophyta; Magnoliopsida; Santalales; Ximeniaceae
Product: GDSL esterase/lipase 7-like
Molecular function (GO): hydrolase activity, acting on ester bonds
Source: RefSeq, a predicted model, not a curated record
AUGUCAACAUUUGAUUCGUGGCUUGGAAACGUCAAUCACAACUCCCAAGCAGUGUUGAUGAUGCACCAUGCGUCGAUAGUGGUGGCUAACGAAGAUUUAAAGCAUUGCUUACAUGCAGGCCUCUUUGAGUUCAGUGUUUCCGCUAUUUCCAGAGAGUUGGGAGCAAGGAAAAUGGUGCUGGUUGGCUCUGGGCCACUUGGAUGCAUACCAGAGCUAUCCUUGGUGAGUGGCAAUUACAGUUGCAUUGAUCGGGUCAACAACUUGGUCACUUCAGUCAACAACUGCCUUACUCAACUCUCAAAAUCCAGUGCCAGCCUCCCUGGAUCUUUCUUCAUCUAUCAAAACAUUUAUAAUCUCUUCUAUGACAUGGCCACAAACCCUGCCAAACAUGGGUUCGCAGUAUCAAGCAAAGUCUGUUGCAGUAAUGGGAAGUACGGAGGGCAGCUCACCUGCCUUCCCCUGCAGCAGCCAUGCAAUAGAAACCAAUACAUGUUUUGGGACUCUCUCCAUCCAACUCAAGCUGCCAAUGCCAUUAUAGCAAAAAUGUGCUACAGCAAGUCUACAGCCAAAUGCCACCCAAUCAGUGUCUACCAGCUAGCUGAACUAUAGAGGGGAAAUUUCCACUUAGACUAGCCAACUUCGGUUACUCUUAAGUCUUAUCUUAUUUUCAGGUGGGUAUUGCUAUUACACAGAUUAAGUGACGUUGUACCACACUCCUAUGACCUAUUCUAGUUUCUUUGAUAAAUAUAUAGCAUAGAAGAGGUAAUCUUGACACAGGAUAUGCAAGGCAGCACUCGCAGCUCAGUUUUCAAACAAAGGCUAGUAAGUUGAUGCUAACUAGUUAACAAAAAACAGUACAGCUUGAUUCAAUGAAAAAUACUCAAUACUAACAGGUUAAGAAAGCAAAAACAGUAAGCUCAAUUCAAUCAAAAAUACUCUUCCCAGAGUCCAUGGACAACCCAGACAUUUUGAUAUCAACACUGUCAAAAGCAGCUAUGAUCAAAAAGCAAGACACAGAAAAGACAGUCAAUAGCUCCCACCAACAGGUGAAAGACCACAUAUAAUAAAU